This is a messenger RNA of Lachancea fermentati, 846 nucleotides long. Lineage: Eukaryota; Fungi; Ascomycota; Saccharomycetes; Saccharomycetales; Saccharomycetaceae. The record is from the annotation of a GenBank genome assembly.
AUGCAUUCACGCUCUAGCAUUCAUAGCAGUGUCGUUUUCGGACUGUCAGCUGCGGUCAUUGCAAGCGUGAUUUCUAACAUGACCAUGAGUCUUCCAUCAUGGAAACAUCCUCCUUCAAAUACAUCAGAAGUGGAAACAACAUUUACAUUGAUGGAACCGGUAUGUCAGUGCUCAUGUCCUCCACUUCAGGUAAGUUGGUAUGACGUUUUUCAAUUUCUGGGAAAGGAAUUUUCAGAGGUAGAUCCUCAAUGGGCCAUAAUCGCCGCUAGCUUGCUAGUAAUGUUAGCACAUAGACUUCGCCGAAAUUUCAAACCCGUAAUGCAGAAUAAUAGUACCAGCACUGAAACAGAUUUAUCUGACAGUUGUUUGGAUGAGAGCAAUAGCAACUCUGAUUUCACGCAGUAUGAGCUUCGCCAACGAGCCCUUUUACAGUUUCAGAAGAAUAAAUCUGAGCCGAUCAACUUCAAGUAUGGUUACAAGGAUAAUGAUGAUCUUGAUGAUUCCGAUAUAGAUGAAAAAAGUAUUGCUGAAAUAAUACGAAGAUACUCACUUAGAAAUCCUUCCCCCUCUGUGAGGGCUUCGAGCGAAGAUCCAACGGAUCGCACUUUGGAUACUAUGGACCAGGACAACACGACACUAUCACAUGCAUCGAAGCUUGCCUCCAAGAGUGAUCGUGUAUCUGGCACAUCUAUUUUCUCACGAGACGAGGACAUAUCUUGCAAAGUUGUAUCCAAGAGUUCUAACAGUUCGCUUACAAUACAUUUUCAACCAAGCUAUCCAAAGCCGAAGCUGAUGAAGGCAGAAUUAAAUCAGGAGCAGGUCUACUCCGAACCGUUUAUCUAUUGA